GCGUGCUUUGUCAAAAUGGGUUUGCUUAAAGCUAUACAAAUGAAACUUAAGAGUAAACAAACUAAAAAAUCACGUUUUAAAAAGAUUAUUUUAAACUUUGGCGGUUAUAAAAAUGAGUGAAUACAAAAUUUUUGAUUUUUUAAAAAGUUUAGAUCAAUCUCGAAUACUGUUGAUAAUUCUAAACCAAAAGUUAAACAUGGAAAUUUUAUCAAAUUUAUGGAAUAAAGCUGUUUUUAAAGUGUCUUGUGAUGGUGCUUCAAAUUAUUUAUAUGAUUCACAAUCACUAGAAGGCUUCAAGGAGUGUUUUCUAUACCCAGAUGUAGUAUGUGGCGAUUUUGAUUCUAUUAGAGAUAGUGUAAAAGAUUAUUUCCUAAGGAAGAAUUGCAUUGUGAAAUCUUUAGAUGACCAAAAUGACACAGAUUUUACAAAAGGAACAUUAUUUGGAAUUCAAUGUUGCCAGGAAAAAAAUAUUCAGUAUGAUUUGAUUGUUGCAUAUCCAGCUAUUGGAGGGCGUUCUGAUCAUACGUUUUCUAACAUUAAUACCCUUUAUAUGGUGGAUAAUAAGAAGACUUUGUAUAUAAUGUCAGAUACAGACAUAAUGUGUCUAUUAAAGCCUGGAAAAAAUUUAAUUAAAAAACACAGUGACCAUCAAAAAGCAAUGUGUGGUCUUAUACCAAUAGGAUGUCCAAUUCCUCAUGUUACAUCAACAGGCUUAAAAUACAAUAUUAAUGAUGCUUGCUUGUCAUUUGGAGGAUUAGUCAGUACCUCAAAUUCUUUAGACGAAGAAAAUGAAUACGUAAUGGUUAUUACUUCGCAUAAAUUACUUUUCACAGUAACACAUAAAAAAGAUUAGUAGUAAAUUACUUUAAAGAAAAAAAUGAUUUAAAUUCACUUAUAACCUGAAGAAAAAAAUUGAAAUGUUUUUGACCUCCGUUAUUUGGUAAAGCUGCAAGAUAUUCUUGCUUGAUAAAUUUUUCUAGAAUUAUUUUUGCAAUUUAGCUCUCUUACUUUCAAUAUUUAUUAUUGUAGAUCUUUAAACCAAUAAACAACCAUGGCGUUUUGCUUUAACUUUUAUGUUGACUGUUUUAACAAAAAGUAAAUAAGCAUUUUAGAACGCGGUAAUAAAGAUCCUAACCAAUUCAAUGUAUUACUACUGAUCCUUCAAUAAGCUUUAUUACUAGUUGCUGAUCAAUGAAGUUAAUAAAAAUCAUUAAAAUAA
Messenger RNA from Hydra vulgaris (swiftwater hydra), 1219 nucleotides. Its product is annotated as thiamin pyrophosphokinase 1. Gene Ontology annotation, biological process: thiamine metabolic process; thiamine diphosphate biosynthetic process. Lineage: Eukaryota; Metazoa; Cnidaria; Hydrozoa; Anthoathecata; Hydridae. Gene Ontology annotation, molecular function: thiamine binding; ATP binding; thiamine diphosphokinase activity. The record is from RefSeq and is a predicted model, not a curated record.